CCGCCGCGGGCGGAAGAGACGGCCGCGGAGUUCGCGCCGCCGGGGAACUAGCAGCGGAGGUCAGCCGGUGUCUACCCAUCCUCCUGCCACUUUCUUGUACAACUUCGCCGCUCCGGUCCGGCCGGCGAAGUAACUAAACGCGGGCUGUCCGUUCCGUUCGCUUCGUUGGUACAGGAUCAGGAUGAAGGAGGAGGAGAAGGAGAAGGCGCAGGCGCCGCCGCCGCCGCCACCGCCCCUUCUCCUAGGUACUCGUAACAUCGUCGCGCUAGGUGCUGUCUGCUGUUCAGUUUUCUUUUGGGUGUGUCUCCGUCGAGGGGCCUGGGGAUUGGCUGGAUCUGGAUGAUUGCGACCGAAUUCCGUGGAACAGUGCUUGCGGAUUAAUUAAUCAUGCAUUAGUAAUAAUCGCUGGUGCUGCUGGGACUCCUUGAUUAGUUAAUCCACUAGGAUUUGGGGGUUAGGGUUUUAGGUUAUUACGAGUAGUUAGCAGCCUGUGAUGUGCGCCCAUAACAAAUUCAGUCAGGAUGGAACAUUUCUUUCUGGUUUGAUACUUGGUGCAGUGAGCAGCGCUUGAUGGAUUGCUUCCCUGUACUACUCACCUUUGCCUCUGAACAAUAUUGCUCUGUUCAGUCCCAACAUACAGAUAACACAUGGGAUCUGAAACUUAAACCAGUGUUGCCCACCACUGCGGCAAUCGAAUUGGAUCAGCUGUUGCUGCUGCUUCCUAAUGGUACUAGCCCUAGCAUGGAUGGAGACUCAAGAUCAGCCCGAAUGUUUAGCAACGCUGCAAAUGUCAAGUAUUUCUACAAAUUGUUAACAUUCAGAGGUGUGAUUUCUUCAGCUGCUUGGUUUGUUUGGCUACCAAUCGUUCCAAGCACAAGGUCUUUUUAUGGCUGCCAUUCAGAGGUCGCCUCAAUACCAAGGACAAUGUCACCAAAAAUAUUGUUGGACUCAGGACCCUUGUUGUGGCAUUUGCCCAGCCAUAGAAUUGAUUGAGCACAUCUGGCUGCCUUGCAAAGCUGCGCAACUUAUCUGGCACCAUUUAAACCUGCAGCACAUUGCCGGACGGGCUCCCUCUUUGAUUCUAUUCGCGCAUGAAGCCGAGCAUCUCAUCAAACACCAUCAAUGGCCGAUUGUCCUCGGCUUGCACAGUUAAUAUCUGGCAUAGCAGAAAUGAACGGAUUUUCAUUAACAGAAUAUUGCUUUCUGACCUGCUUUGGAGAUGCCGAGCUGAUAAAGAUUCAGAUAAAGCAUCCCUGGGACCUGAGCGUAAUGUGUUUCGGCUUCCAGUUAGACUAUCGCUACAAGCGUUCCCCAUUUUUCCUUUUCUUUCUUCCUUCAUCUUCUGGUUUCGACUUGCAGUUUUCCUCCUCCCUUAUUUUUCCUUUCUUGGUUCUUUUGGCUCGACUGCGGUCUGGGCCUUUGCUUGUACUGUUGUGGGCCUUCAAGGCCGUUUUUUGAAUAUAAGGUAGAGAUCGCUACCUUUUCCUUAAAAAAAUCAGUUAGCUCUCUGCUUGCCUGUUCCAAGUUUGUGGUAAAUCAUUAUGAACAGUUCUGCUUACUGUGGCUCUAACUGCAUCGAUCAAUCUGCAGAGAUAUUACAAUACCAGUCCAGAGCAUGUACUCAGUACUCUACUCCUGUUGAUUGAUAUUCACAGCCCAGUCGUAGAUACAUUCGAUUUGUUUCUUCAUGUGCUGGCUGGUGCAAAUUAAGAACCCAAACUGUAGGAUUGUUGAACUGGAAGUACAUAUCUCAGUUUUCUCAUUUACACUCAUUUGAUGUCUACGACUUUGUGAACCUUCUAUGUUUAGAUAGGCAAAAACAUGUAGAGCCUGGUUGUUUUGCUGUACAACGGUUCUGCAUUUGCUAGUUGCAGUCCCGACAUUGCUGUAUUGAUAUUCAGAUACGGGAAACACAUGGAUGCUUCAAUACUUUUUGGAUGUUACAUUUAAAUGAUGUUCUGCUGUGUGCCGGCUGGUGCAAAUUAAGGAAACUGUAAUCCCAUUCAGCAACUUACCACCAAUUUCUGUGUAUGCAACUAGUUGCUGAUAACAAAUUAUGUAGGGCACGACUCGGAGAUGAACAUGGAUCUGCUUCUGUGUAUCGUGUUGGUGCACUGGAGAAGGCGAUUGCAGGGUUUGCGCAGAGGGAAACUGAGGCCGUGGUCAAUCCUACUGUUGGGAGUUUCUUUGUUUCACUUGACGAGGCUUAUGAAUUCUACAACAUUUAUUCUUGGGAAUCUGGUUUCGGAGUUAGGUAUGGAGCGAGUAGUAUGGAUUCUCAUGGAAUUAAAUGCAUACAGCAAUUUGUUUGCGCGUGUGAGGGUAAACCAUCCAAGGACAGCGAUUCAUUUCGUCGGUGUGAAUGCAAAGCGUCAAUUCUUUUGCUGAGAUCCAGAGACGGCGGAUGGCGUGUGUGUGAGCAUCAAGUUGGGCAUAACCAUCCAUGUUCUAAGAUGUGUGCGCAGAGGUCAUCUUGGCAGUCUCAUAGUAGUAUUGACAAGAACACAAGGGGCUUGAUUCGUCAACUAAGGGAAAACAAUGUGCCACACAUUGAUGAUAAUGAUGCAAAGAACCCGCUGUCUGAUGAUAUCCAGAAGACAGAGGAAACCUUUGCUAGGAUCAAAGCAAAGUAUCCAACAUUUGGUUAUACUGGUUUGCAGCUUGAUAGUAACUGGAGAGUAAGGCCACUACUCUGGACCAGUGGCCAGAGCCUUCAGUACCAAUACUUUGGGGAUGUGAUUAUCUUCGACACCACCUACAGAUCGGACAAGUAUGGGACGCCGUUCGGCCUUUUUGUUGGAGUCAACAACAACUUUGAGACCAUAUUGCUUGGUGGGGUGCUGAUGAUAAACGAGAAAACGGAGAGCUACAAAUGGGUGCUCAGUCAGUUCUUCCAAUUAAUGGGUAGGGAACACCCCAAAACUAUACUGACCGAUCGCUGCGAGGCAAUUGAGGAAGCCGUAUUGGAGGCACUGCCAUCCACCACACACAGAUGGUUCAAGUGGAAUGUCCUUCGCAGGGCAAAGGACUACCUUGGUUUCCAUUACACCAAAACAAGUAGCUUCCGAGUGGGGCUCCACAAAAUUCUGAACGACACGCUGACGGCUGAUGAGUUUGAGAGAGCAUGGGAGAUGCUGCUAGAGGAGCAUGGAUUGGAGAAUCAUCCAUUUCUGAAGGAGAUCUAUGAGGUGCGGCACAAGUGGGUUAAGGCAUACUUCAGCGACACAUUCUGUGCUACACUGACCAGCACACAAAAGAGCGAGAGCGCGAAACACUUUCUGAAACAACAUGGCGUUCCACGGGAUUGCUCAAUGGAGCUUUUCGCUGAACAGUACGAGAAACUGCGGUCCAGUCAAGAACCAGACUAUGGGUUUCAGGAGAAGAGGACUACUAUGGAUGAGAUUGUUCUGAGAACAAAUCUACCGAUCGAGAAGCAUGCCGGCGAGGUGUACACAAGACCGGUGUACGAACAGUUUGUGCAAGCCAUGAGCGAAUCCGAGCCUUACGUGGUGGAGGCAGUCAUCCCCAACCUGAGGUACAUAGCACGGCGUCCCAGCAGUGAAACUAGACAGAAAUGGUCUAGGGUGGAAUAUGAGGUGAAUGUUAGAGAAGACGGCGAAGCGUUCAUGUGCGUGUGCAAGCAAUUCGAGCACACGGGGAUGCUCUGCUGCCAUGCUGUCAAGGUCAUGAUCCACCUAGGCAUGUGUGAAAUACCAAGGUUACACGUCAUGCCACGCUGGACAGCCAAGCCGCUCCAGUGCCAGAUGCAUUGCCGCGGCGAACCUCGGACGGACACGUGCCAGCAAUGCAGGCGCUCCGGGCUGCAUGACCAGUUCUUAGACCUAGCGCGCCUCGCCUGUGAGGACGACCGGUUCUACGAGGUCGUCAUGAGGGGCAUCGGCAAACUGAACAGAGAUUUGGCGGCAGCAGAGGCCGUGCCCCGCCGCCGCAGCACCAAGCCGGCAUCACUGAAGCCGAGGAGGAAGCGUUGAUCACUUGCUGCCGGAUGUCUGAAGGCCUGUCCGAGGCCUCUGCAAUGCUUCGUUUUGGUUUCUUCUUUUUGCUAGUGUGGGUAAACCUCUGAACCUGACCACGUAUGAACUAGGCUAGAGACCAGUAGUAUUUUUUGCAUGUUUUGCAACGGCCUGGCACCAUGGUUAGUUGAUUGCUAGGCAGGGCUGGCCGUGUAUACAUGUUGAGGCGACCAUGUGUGCCAGUCAAGCCAAUUGGAUGUGCAAUGUCAGCAGAGUAGGAUGACAUACAUGGUGACCAUCAUAAACGGUCUUGUGUCGUAGUACAAUGCUACCCGAGGAAGUUUCUACCUGGGUUGGGGUGGGCCGGCCAAUGCUAACUUUUCUCAUUUGCAUCAGAGGUUCCCCCGGUUUUGUUGGGUUGAUUUC
Molecule: messenger RNA, 4400 nt
Organism: Triticum dicoccoides
Lineage: Eukaryota; Viridiplantae; Streptophyta; Magnoliopsida; Poales; Poaceae
Product: protein FAR1-RELATED SEQUENCE 7-like
Exons: 5
Coding region: 2031-3992 (653 amino acids)
Biological process (GO): regulation of DNA-templated transcription
Molecular function (GO): zinc ion binding
Source: RefSeq, a predicted model, not a curated record